Molecule: messenger RNA, 612 nt
Organism: Rotaria sp. Silwood1
Lineage: Eukaryota; Metazoa; Rotifera; Eurotatoria; Philodinida; Philodinidae
Source: the annotation of a GenBank genome assembly
AUGUAUCGCUUGUCACAAGGUGCAAGUGAAAUCGAUCAAAUAAAAGGAAAAUUAGAAGCUGUUGGAGAUACAGUAGAACCAUUUCAUUUUAUUUUACAUCCAAAAGAUGAACAAAAUUUAACUCGUGAAGGUCAAGAUAAAGGAAAAGAGUUAUAUUCACUUUUAGUUCAAUUUGAAAUUAUUCAAGGAGAUACAAUAAGAGAAAUAUUUCGAAAUAAUUCACAAGAACGAUAUAAAAUAGAAAAGAUAAUUCGAAAUGAUCUUGAUCCUUCGAUUGCCGAUCCAUUAAUUAGUUUAUUAAAUAAUUUACCAUUUACUAUUAAAGAAGAAGAAGGAAAUAAUAUUCGAAUUUAUUUAAAAGAAAAAAAUAUUUUAAAGUCUGGUGGACUUACCAAAUAUAAAUAUGGAGAUAUUAAAAGAAAUAUUGAAAGAAUUUUAAAUAAAAUUUUAAACAAUACUCAAUUUGAAAAUGAUAAAGAAUUAAUUUUGUCGAAAAUUUUGUCUUUACAAGGAGAUAUUCGUUCAUUUAAAAAAGGUUUAAAAGCUAAUUUAAAAGAUUUUAUGGAUCUUCAAGAUCAAGAAAAUGUUCCAAGUGAAUUAAGAUUUUUUUGA